GGAAGCGGCGCCGCCAUGGAGGAGGACGAGCCGGAGCUGGAGGCCGGGCUGGAGGCGGCGCUGGAGCUGGCGCCCGCCGUGCAGGCCGCCAUCGAGCAGGUAUUUCCCAGCCAAGAUCCACUGGACAGAGCAGAUUUCAAUGCUGUGGAGUAUAUUAAUGCUCUCUUUCCCACUGAGCAAUCUUUGGCAAACAUUGAUGAAGUCGUGAACAAGAUCAGGUUGAAAAUAAGGAGGUUGGAUGACAACAUCAGAACUGUGGUGAGGGGCCAGACCAACGUGGGACAGGAUGGCAGGCAGGCCCUGGAAGAAGCCCAGAAAGCCAUUCAACAGCUCUUUGGUAAAAUUAAGGAUAUUAAAGACAAGGCUGAAAAAUCUGAACAAAUGGUGAAGGAAAUCACCAGGGACAUCAAGCAGCUGGACCAUGCCAAGCGUCACCUGACCACCUCCAUCACCACCCUCAACCACCUGCACAUGCUGGCAGGGGGGGUGGAUUCUCUGGAGGCUAUGACCAGGAGGAGACAAUAUGGGGAGGUUGCCAACCUUCUGCAAGGUGUGGUGAAUGUGUUGGAGCACUUCAACAAAUACAUGGGGAUCCCUCAGAUUCGACAGCUCUCUGAAAGGGUGAAGGCAGCACAGAACGAGUUGGGGCAGCAGAUCCUGGCUGACUUCGAGGAGGCCUUUCCUUCCCAAGGUACAAAGAGGACUGGUGGGCCCAGCAAUGUCCUACGUGAUGCCUGCCUGGUAGCCAACGUCCUGGACCCCAGGAUCAAACAGGAAAUCAUCAAGAAAUUCAUUAAACAACACCUCUCCGAGUAUCUGGUCCUUUUCCAGGAAAAUCAAGAUGUGGCCUGGCUGGACAAGAUUGACCGGCGCUACGCCUGGAUCAAGCGGCAGCUGGUGGAUUAUGAGGAGAAGUACGGGCGCAUGUUCCCCGCAGAGUGGUGCAUGACGGAGCGCAUCGCCGUGGACUUCUGCCACAUCACCAGGGCAGAGCUCUCCAAGAUCAUGCGCACCAGGGCCAAGGAGAUUGAGGUGAAAUUGCUUCUGUUUGCAAUUCAGAGAACAACCAACUUUGAGGGGCUCCUGGCCAAACGCUUCUCAGGCUGCACUCUUGCUGAUGGCACAGGGCAGAAGAAGCCAGAGGUGCCACCUCCCUCCACCAACCCCUUUCUGGAGGAUGAAACUGGGGCAGAGACAGAUGAGAUUGUGAUGGAGAAAAGUGAUACAGACAAACCAAAGAAGCCAAAGGUCCCUGACAAUCCUUUCCAUGGCAUUGUUUCCAAGUGCUUUGAGCCUCACCUUUAUGUGUACAUUGAGUCCCAGGACAAGAAUCUGGGAGAGCUGAUUGACAGAUUUGUGGCUGACUUCAAGGCUCAGGGUCCCCCCAAGCCCAACGUGGAUGAAGGGGGAGCUGUGCUGCCCAGCUGUGCUGACCUCUUUGUGUACUACAAGAAGUGCAUGGUGCAGUGCUCCCAGCUCAGCACUGGGGAGCCCAUGAUAGCCCUGACCACCAUCUUCCAGAAGUACCUGCGGGAAUACGCCUGGAAAAUCCUCUCUGGAAACCUGCCCAAGACAACCAGCAGCAGUGGUGGGCUCACCAUCACAAGCUUGCUGAAAGAAAAGGAAGGCUCUGAAGUGGCAAAGUUCACUUUAGAAGAGCUCUGCCUCAUUUGCAGCAUCCUGAGCACUGCAGAAUACUGCCUGGCCACCACCCAGCAGUUGGAAGAGAAGCUCAAAGAAAAAGUGGACACAAGCCUAAUGGAGAGAAUCAACCUGACAGGAGAGAUGGACACUUUCAGCAUUGUGAUCUCCAACAGCAUCCAGCUGUUAGUGCAGGACCUGGAUGCAGCCUGUGACCCUGCCCUGACUGCUAUGAGCAAGAUGCAGUGGCAGAAUGUGGAACAUGUUGGUGACCAGAGUCCUUAUGUCACCUCAGUGAUCCUGCACAUCAAGCAGAAUGUCCCCAUCAUCCGUGACAACCUGGCCUCCACCAGGAAAUAUUUCACUCAGUUCUGCAUAAAAUUUGCAAACUCCUUCAUUCCCAAGUUCAUUAACCAUCUCUUCAAGUGCAAACCUAUCAGCAUGGUGGGUGCAGAACAGCUGCUGCUGGACACUCACUCUCUGAAGAUGGUUCUCCUGGAUCUGCCCUCCAUUGGGUCCCAAGUGGUGAGGAAGGCUCCUGCCAGCUACACAAAGAUAGUGGUGAAAGGCAUGACUCGGGCUGAAAUGAUCCUGAAGGUGGUGAUGGCUCCACACGAGCCCCCAGUUGUGUUUGUGGACAAUUACAUCAAGCUCCUCGCUGACUGCAGCACUGACACAUUCCAGAAAAUCCUCGACAUGAAGGGCCUGAAGAGGAGCGAGCAGAGCAGCAUGCUGGACCUGUUCCGCCUGCGCCUCCCCUCUCCUCCCCCCGGCGGCGACGGCUCGGGCUCGCUCUCGCUGAGCGCUCCCACGCCCGAGCAGGAAUCCUCCCGCAUCCGCAAACUGGAGAAGCUCAUCAAGAAGAGACUCUGAGGGAGCACGGGGGGAGCUCCCUGCCCCGGGGCUGCUGAGCUGGGCAGGCUGUGAUUUACACCCUGUGCUGUCCCUCCCAGCCCCUGUGAUCUCUCAGCCAUCGCCGCUUUCGGACCGAGGAGGAAUCUGAGCAAGGUGUUGCCCUCAGCUUAGCAGGAGUGAAACCCAGGGCAUUGCCAGGUCCAUGUGACGGAGAAAAUAGAGGCACCUGGAAGGCAGCAGUACAGAAAGCAUUCAGGUGGAUUCAGAGCCUGUCUGGCUGUGAUGCACUUGGGGUCACAGCUUUUACCCUGGCUGAGCUCCUGCUGCAGCACUGAGGGUUUUGCCUC
Molecule: messenger RNA, 2843 nt
Organism: Melozone crissalis (California towhee)
Lineage: Eukaryota; Metazoa; Chordata; Aves; Passeriformes; Passerellidae
Gene: VPS53
Product: VPS53 subunit of GARP complex
Exons: 22
Coding region: 16-2514 (832 amino acids)
Biological process (GO): retrograde transport, endosome to Golgi
Cellular component (GO): GARP complex
Source: RefSeq, a predicted model, not a curated record